Maudiozyma barnettii is the source of this 2577-nucleotide messenger RNA. RefSeq names its product vacuolar transporter chaperone (gene VTC2). Bases 1 to 2577 code for a protein of 858 amino acids. NCBI's taxonomy places the organism in Eukaryota, Fungi, Ascomycota, Saccharomycetes, Saccharomycetales, Saccharomycetaceae. The transcript has a single exon. Gene Ontology annotation, cellular component: fungal-type vacuole membrane; vacuolar transporter chaperone complex. The record is from RefSeq and is a predicted model, not a curated record.
AUGUUGUUUGGUGUGAAAUUAGUUAAUGAGAUGUAUCCUCCUUGGAAGGAUUCUUAUAUUAACUAUGAUCAUUUGAAAGAUUUACUUAAGGAAAAAGAAGUCACUAAUGCAACUGCUGCAGACACGUGGUCCGAAAGAGAUGAAUCAAAAUUUGUUGAAGCAUUAGAUAAAGAAUUAGAAAAUGUUUAUUCUUUCCAAAUUCAAAAAUAUAAUAAUCUUUUAGAUAAAUUAAUCAAUUUAGAAAAACAAACAUCUUCAGAAGAAAAGAUUAAAAGUAUUGAUCCAGAAAAUUUUCAACGUAUUCUUGAAGAUUCCUUAACAGAAGCUCAAGAAUUAGAUAAUUUUUCAAGAUUAAAUUUUACGGGAUUCAUUAAGAUUGUUAAGAAACAUGAUAAAUUACAUCCAAAAUAUCCAUCGGUUAAAUCUUUAUUGGAAGUUAGAUUAAAAGAAUUACCAUUCCAUUCAGAAGAAUAUUCCCCUUUAUUAUAUCGUAUUUCUUAUCUUUAUAAUAUUUUAAGAGGAAAUUUCAGCACUGUUUCACAAUCUUUAGCAAGUACUUCAAAACUAUCAAAUGUUGCGUCUGUUGAACCAUCAAAUACAGAAUAUAAGAUUUAUAAAUUUUGGAUUCAUAAAGAUAAUUUAAUGGAAGUCAAGACUAGAAUUCUACGUCAUUUACCUGUGCUAGUAUACGCUCAAACUCCAACUGAAAAUGAUGAUUUAAUUGAUAAAUUUGAAUCUGAAAUAUUAGAUACUGAUGGUGGUAUUCAAUCUUCAAAUUCAAGUCCUGUCACAAGUGACAGAAAAUUAGGCCAUAAUUCUUUAGAUCCAAUGAUUACUACUUUGUAUUUCGAUAACGAAUUCUUUGAAUUAUACAAUAAUAAAUUAUUGAAAAGUAGUAAUGCUCCCACUUUAAGAUUAAGAUGGACUGGUAAAUUAGUUGAUAAGCCUGAUUUAUUUUUGGAGAAAAAAAUGGUUGCUGAUGGUAAUAAUAACAAUGAUGAUGAUCAACCUGCUCAUUUUGAAGAAUUAAGAUUAAAAAUGAAACAAAAAUAUUUAAAUGGUUUCGUCUUUGAUGGUGAAAAGAAAUAUGAAGAAUCUGUCCUUAGAAGAAUGAAAGAAAGUGGUUCUCCAAACUCUACUAUUGUUAAGACCCAAUCAGAUUUCGAAACUAUGCAAAAAUUCAUAAUGGAAGAACAACUUCAACCUGUUAUGAGAACAAUGUAUACAAGAACUGCGUUCCAAAUCCCAGGUGAUGAUAGAAUUAGAGUCACUAUCGAUUCAGAUAUCCUAUACAUUAGAGAAGAUUCAUUUGAUAAGUCAAGACCUGUUAGGGACCCAAAGAGUUGGCAUAGAACUGAUAUUGAUGCAGAUGUCUCAAACCCAAUGAGGUUCUUACGAUCGGGAGAAUAUGCGAAAUUUCCAUUUUCUGUUAUGGAAAUUAAGAUUAAAGAGAUUAACUCAGAAAGGAAUUCUUUUGCCGGUAAAUCAAUAAUGUCUAUGGAGAAAUUACCAAGAAAACAUGGUCAAUGGUUAACCGAAUUAACUAAUUCUCAUUUAGUAAAAGAAAUUCCAAAAUUUUCAACUUUUAUUCAAGGUAUUGCUACGCUUUUCGGAGAAGAUGAUAAAUUAGAUAUCCUACCAUUCUGGUUACCUGAAUUAGAAAAUGACAUUAGAAGAAAUCCAAAACAAGCCUAUGAAGAAGAAGAAUUGAAAUUGAAAAAACAAAAAGAAAUCCAAAAGAGAUUAGAUGGAAUGAGAAGAUUAUCAAAGAUUCAAAAACAGCCACCUUCAUUAAAUGAAUUUGAUUCAGAAUUGGUUCAACGAGAAAACAAUAUCAUUAAUCCAAAUGGUACUACCGAUACAGUGAACCCAAUUUCAUACGAGGCUGACUUAGAGGAUUAUGAAUCAUCCGAGGAUGAGGAUGAGGGUCAAUCCGGCAGAAGAACACAACUAAAGAAGGGUGUCAGAAGAAUUCCAAAAAAGAACCAAACCACUGAGGCUAUCUUUUUAAAUAUUUUGGCUGGUAGAGAGUCUAAAUUAACUGGAUUUGAUUCAGAAGAAGAAGAAAUUAUCUUACCUGCUGGUGUAAGAAAACCAACCAGUUAUAUUAAAAAUGCUGGUCCUGUUAAAGUUGAAGCUAAAGUUUGGUUGGCCAAUGAACGUACUUUUAAUAGAUGGUUGAAGGUUACUACAUUAUUAAGUGUUUUAACAUUCUCUAUUUAUAACUCGGUUAGAAAAGCCGCUUUUCCAAAAUUGGCAAAUACUCUGGCGUAUAUAUAUUUUGGCCUAACUAUCUUUUGUGGUCUAUGGUCUUAUAAAACUUAUAUGGAUAGAUUGAAGGUGAUAAAGGAGAGAAGUGGUAAACACUUAGAUGCUCCAUUAGGACCUAUCAUUGUUGCUGUUGUAUUGGCAUUUACUUUGAUUGUAAAUUUCUUAGUCGCAUUCAGAGAUGCUGCGACGAGGAAGAACCAAGCGUUUGCUACGUCAACAGUUAAUGGGCAAUCUGAAGAACUAUCAAAACCCCUACAAUCAAUUCAAAAUUUUAUAUUCCAGUUGGUUGGCGCAGAACAAAACUAA